AGAAUUUGUGGAUGUGUUUGGAAAUGUCAUUGAGAGAUGUCCUCUGAUUGCAGCAGCUGUCUGGUCCCAGCGUCCAUUUUCUGACCUGGAAGAUUUAGAGAAGCACUUUUUUGCCUUUAUAGAUGCUCUUCCACAGUCAGUAGAGAGCUCUUUGGGGAGACCUCCCUGCUUCUCAGCCCUCUCCUGGUGUCCUGGAGGCAGAUGGGAACACAGCCUCAAUGCUGUCUGGGUGACUGUAUCUAAUCAUCUUAAUGACAUUAGAUAAGUAAUGCUAGCAAUGGUGAUAAUAAUAACAGAUAACCAGCAUUUGUCGAACUUUUACCACUGGUGUGUUCCAGGCAAGCGCUCUACCACUGAGCCACAAACCCACCCAAGCCGAGGCUGGACACGGGGAGCAGAGGAGAACUACUCCAACGUGCAGUGGCCAAGAGGCAGGACACCCAUGGGAGGAGUUGAAAGCAAUGGUGUUAGAGAGGUGGGAUUAUUGGAGGGCAUCCUGCGCUGCCACCCGGACCUGGCGGGUCGCGAGCAGCAGCGGGGCACUCUCUCUGCGGAAUCGCAGCGGGAGCAAAGCGGCGCGGGCCUGACAAGCCUGGGCGCAGACGAGCGGCAGCAGCUGGCGAAGCUCAACGCGCAGUACCGCGCGCGUUUCGGCUUCCCCUUCGUGCUUGCCGCGCGCCUCAGCGACCGGGCGGCGGUGCCUGGAGAGCUGGAGCGCCGGCUCCACAGCCAGCCAGCGCAGGAACUGCGCACCGCCCUGGGCGAGGUGAAGAAAAUUGGCCACCUGCGCCUUGCCGACCUUCUCGAUGCGGACUCUUCCAGAUUGUAGAGGUUGCGUGAGUUGGGGACCCGGGACAACUGGCUGACCCGGCGCUGUGAGCGCUGCGCUGGAGGCUGACUUGGGCCUGGAACGGCGUCCACAAACGCGCAAAAAGGACGUGGAGAACUGAGGCAAUCAUACGAGUAAUGGGCCCUUUUGUCCACCCACCCACACGUACACGCGUCUCCAAAAUAUUUAUGUAAUGUAGUGCUUUGCCCCGAUUUAUCCAGCUCACUGCUUCAAUUCUUCACUCGCUUUGCCGCCUGCCGACACCACCAGCCUUUGUGGAUUCCAGAGCGCUUAUCCAGCCCUUAUUGGUUCCCCCACACUCUCCUGCUAAGCCUGAUCUGCAAAGCAAAACGAUGGAAAAAGGAUCUUUUAUUCCGCA
Messenger RNA from Sciurus carolinensis (gray squirrel), 1208 nucleotides. RefSeq names its product ureidoimidazoline (2-oxo-4-hydroxy-4-carboxy-5-) decarboxylase (gene Urad). Gene Ontology annotation, molecular function: carboxy-lyase activity. Gene Ontology annotation, biological process: allantoin metabolic process. Lineage: Eukaryota; Metazoa; Chordata; Mammalia; Rodentia; Sciuridae. The record is from RefSeq and is a predicted model, not a curated record. The transcript has 5 exons. Bases 269 to 829 code for a protein of 186 amino acids.